AUGGCUCAAUCUGAACCCAAUGAAGCUUUUCUUAGACAAGUUUUUCAAAGGGUAGACACUGAUAAAUCAGGUUCUAUAUCAUCGAAUGAACUGCAAGCCGCUUUAUCUAAUGGUACAUGGAGUCCAUUUAAUCCUGAGACUGUUCGAAUGAUGAUCGGUAAGUUGU
Rotaria sordida is the source of this 166-nucleotide messenger RNA. The record is from the annotation of a GenBank genome assembly. Lineage: Eukaryota; Metazoa; Rotifera; Eurotatoria; Philodinida; Philodinidae.